AUGCUCGUCGCGAACGAGGCCUCCCUCUUGGACUGGCUCGCCGCCGCGCUCGAUCCCAUGCGCGCGCCUCCUCCCUAUUGCGCUCACCCCCCGCGCGCUCGCGGCAGUUGCGGCGACGCCGAUCCGGCGGUGCUGGCCGAGUACGUGCGGGAGCUGCUGCGCAAGGAGGACAAGAGCGACGCCGAGCUGCGCGAGUACUGCCGCGACAGCCUCACCGACUUCCUCUCUGGCGAGACGGACGCGUUUGUCGAGAGCCUCUUUGACGCAAUCGCGAGCGGCGAGUACGAGCGUGCGGUGGGCACGCCGACGCAGCGCCCUGCCGGGCGGGGGAGCUCGUGCGAGAGCUGGCGGCUGAGCGAGGGUGACGCGUCCCAGCCCGACGCGGGCGAGGAGCCGCCUGCCGAGCACGACGCGGAGGAGGCGGCAAGACUCGGAGAGUGA
Emiliania huxleyi CCMP1516 is the source of this 441-nucleotide messenger RNA. RefSeq lists its product as hypothetical. NCBI's taxonomy places the organism in Eukaryota, Haptophyta, Isochrysidales, Noelaerhabdaceae. Gene Ontology annotation, cellular component: nucleus. The transcript has 3 exons. Bases 1 to 441 code for a protein of 146 amino acids. Gene Ontology annotation, molecular function: RNA binding. The record is from RefSeq and is a predicted model, not a curated record. Gene Ontology annotation, biological process: mRNA processing.